AUGGCAUCCGUGGUCGCUGUAUCUACGUGGGCGCUUGUAGCCUGCGCGUUUAGCCUGGCUUCUGGAGCGCCAUCGUGCAAGACGAUUGAUGAAUUGAAGUACCGACGGAUAACGUGCGACAACUUCGACUCUGCCGCAGACUUCAGAGAAACGUUGCCACGGGAGCCCUCAGACAAACCCACAUGGCUCUUGAUUCAAAACAGCCACGUCCCUUUCAUUCCUCCUGGGGCCUUUGCUGGCCUUAACGUCGCCGUCCUUCAGUUUAAGUUUGUGACAGUCGAUGCGUUCGACCAGAACACGCAAGAGACGAAUCCAUUCUCCGGACUUGAGAGCAGUCUUCGUCGAGUGUAUUUCUAUUACGGUAGCAGCCUUCCAGGAUCAUGGGGUAUGCUGAGCAACAUGUACGAGAUGGAAGAGGUUCAGCUCGUGCACUACGUGGGACUCAACCUGACUAGGGACUUCAAUCUUCUGCAUCAGAACAUGAAGACGGUGUACAUCGUCGCGUGCAACAUCAGCAGUGUUGAUUCGGACUGGCUAGCAUCACUUAGCAACUUGGAGGCACUGGUGAUUAGAGAAACAGACCUCCGAAAUUUCUCGCGGUCGUGGCUGCCCCGUCCGGCCCCUAGGUUCACGACGCUGGAUCUGCCGGGAAACUUGCUAACGAAGUUCCCAGAGGGGUUGGAUGAAAGUAUUCCCUCUCUUGCUUUUGUCAACGUGGAACGUAACCGCAUCACUACAUUCGAAGAACUACCCCUCGGGCUCCUGAACAGAUUCGGCGUUCAAGUGAACAUGAUGUUCAAUCCGGUGCAUUGUGACUGCAAUCUUCAAUUCAUGUUGGCCUACCCGAGCAAGUGGCACUACUUUUUGUGCCACACGCCCAAGAAAGUAUUUGACAAGUACAUUCUCGAUCUUACGAAAGAGCAGCUUUGUGAAACCACUGAUUGA
Ixodes scapularis (black-legged tick) is the source of this 945-nucleotide messenger RNA. RefSeq lists its product as uncharacterized. Lineage: Eukaryota; Metazoa; Arthropoda; Arachnida; Ixodida; Ixodidae. Bases 1 to 945 code for a protein of 314 amino acids. The record is from RefSeq and is a predicted model, not a curated record. The transcript has 3 exons. Gene Ontology annotation, cellular component: plasma membrane.